Messenger RNA from Anopheles coustani, 4166 nucleotides. It is a transcript of the gene Ppa, whose product is annotated as F-box/LRR-repeat protein 14. The transcript has a single exon. Gene Ontology annotation, biological process: SCF-dependent proteasomal ubiquitin-dependent protein catabolic process. Gene Ontology annotation, cellular component: SCF ubiquitin ligase complex. NCBI's taxonomy places the organism in Eukaryota, Metazoa, Arthropoda, Insecta, Diptera, Culicidae. The coding region runs from base 1353 to 2837 and encodes 494 amino acids. Gene Ontology annotation, molecular function: protein binding. The record is from RefSeq and is a predicted model, not a curated record.
GCGAACAAGACGCCUCUGGUGGUAGCGACUCGUCGUACAUUCGUGGCAAUCGUGUUCCCUUCGACGUUGUUUGUGCGAACCGUAACGUGUGUGUCAACAACGGGCAACAACAAUUUUGAACCUUAUCUUGAAACUUAAAGCGACUACGACGAAGACGACAACGGCGGUACAAAAGUACCUGACUCCUCGUCAGUGCAUUGUGCGGAUUCGAUAGUGUGCACAAGGUACGAUAAAGAGCGUCCAUAUUUGCAAUUGUUUAACGUCGAGCCGUUCGUGCAACGUUUGCCAGUGGCAAAACUAGAUGAUGUCGAUGGUUGGCUGUCGUGCGGAACCCGGUUUGGAUUUGCUGUGCGAAGACAAACGCGAGAAGGUGGUAUCGUGCACCGUAAUUUCAGGCGGUGUUACUGAUUGUCUAUAAAACUUGUAUGCGAAUCGGAGUGCUGCAGUGCUGUGUGAAUGGACAGGAAUCGAAUCGAAACAGAGCAGUUACUAACGUUCUAAGCAGUCGGCGCAUAUCCUGUGGCGACAGUUUGUCGAUGAACCAUUACAGUGGGGUGCAUGUUUAGAGUGGUACCUGUUCUCUACGAAAGCUUAUUGUAGGAUCUACAGCUGCUCAACCGAGCCAUAAAUCGUACAGGAUAUUAUACCAAGCAAGGAUGCGACGACAAAUUACCAAUAGCAAUCCACUGUGCUGGUGCUAAACAACGUGAUUGGAGCGAACGAACUAGACUGCAUCGGUAACCGGGAAGACCCGUUGUGCGGUGUGCGAUUGCGUACCGUGCUAUUGUUAUUAUUGCAAGCCACCCUUUAAUGACUGAAAACAACUGCUUCGACUACACUGGCCCAAUCCGGUGUCCGCGAUUGGAGGCUCAAAUAAUCGACUGGCUUCCCCCAACGCUCGCCUGUGUGCCGUGAAUUAUUAGGAUUAUUUUAUGUUGUGUUUGUGGUUUUUUUUCGCCUUUACGUCCAUGCGUUACAUUGAGUUCCCAACCGAUUGGUCUGUAACAAACACCACCACCACCAGCUCCAUCACCCGUUAAGCUGCCAUUGUUCGGUCAUUAUCGUGUUGCACUUGCAUCAUAGUCCAAGCCUAUUAAAAACCAACAACAGAAUACGUUCACUCCCAUCAGAAACAGGCAUUUAAAAUUGUUUUUCUGUACGGCCGAUAGAAGGGUAGGAAAAGGGCUACAAGAACACGCACACACAGUAGUGUAACUGGCUGCGAAAACAGUGAGAAUUGUUUCCAUAGACAAUAUAUGCAGCCAUCGCCCAUUGUGCAUUGGAAAUAAGAGUAUUGCAACAAAUUGUGACUCAUAACGACGAAGGACACAGUGCAGGUCCAAAGUGCGCCAAUGGAGGAGGCAAGUUUCAUGCUGACGGAAAUACCGGGCGGUUUCAUAUCGCAUCGACCGCACACAAUCGGCGGAGGUCCCCACCACCGUUUUGCACCCUACCCGGUGGUGCUGCACCAGCCGCACCUGCAACAGACCUCCGCAACGCCAGCGAUUUACUCCAUUCCAGCACACCAUCUGUCGCACCAUGUUCACCCGCAUCACGCGCACGCCGGUCACCACGGAGCGCACCAUGCGCACGCGGUACGCUCGGCUAACCGGCCCAAAAGUCCGGCCACACCGCCAACUCAGCCCGUCGAGGAGGGAACCACCAUUGGCCACCUGUAUCCGGAAAUAUUGGCGAUAAUCUUCGCCAAGCUCAGCGUGAGGGAUCGUGGACGUGCGGCGCAGGUUUGCACUGUGUGGCGUGACGCAGCGUAUGCCAAGAGCUGCUGGCGAGGGGUCGAAGCUAGUCUGCACCUGCGACGACCAUCACCAACCCUCUUCGGCUCGUUGGUUAAGCGAGGCAUCAAACACGUGCAGGUUCUAUCGGUACGGCGUGCUCUGAAGGACAUCGUUACUGGCGUGCCGAACCUGGAGUCGCUGAAUCUGAGCGGAUGCUACAACAUUACGGAUGUGGCCAUUGGGCACGCGUUUGCCGUCGAUCUGCCCAACCUUCGAGAGCUGAAUCUUUCCCUCUGCAAGCAGGUGACGGAUUCUAGCCUGGGCCGAAUAACGCAGCACCUGAAGAACAUUGAGGUGCUGGAACUCGGCGGCUGCAGUAACAUCACUAAUACGGGCCUGCUGCUUAUCUCCUGGGGACUGAAGAAGCUGCGCCGUCUGAAUCUGCGUUCCUGCUGGCACAUCUCGGACCACGGCAUUGGGCAUCUGGCCGGGCUUAGCAAGGAAACGGCCGAUGGUACGCCGGCCCUCGAACACCUCGGCCUACAGGACUGUCAACGACUGUCUGACGAGGCCCUACGACACAUUGCCCAGGGGCUCACGUCGUUGCGGUCCAUCAAUCUGAGCUUCUGUGUAUCCGUCACUGACAGUGGUCUGAAGCACUUGGCGCGCAUGUCGCGCCUCGAGGAGCUGAAUCUGCGCGCCUGUGAUAAUAUCUCCGACAUUGGUAUGGCAUACCUGACCGAUGGCUGCAGCUCGAUCUCAACGUUGGACGUUAGCUUCUGUGAUAAGGUGGCUGACCAGGCCAUGGUGCACAUUUCCCAAGGGCUCUUUCAACUUCGAUCCCUCAGUCUGAGCGCUUGCCAGAUCACGGACGAGGGUCUCUCGCGCAUCGCUAAGUCGCUGCACGAUCUGGAAACGCUCAACAUUGGCCAGUGCAGCCGCAUCACCGACCGCGGGCUUGAGACGGUUGCCGAGGAGCUGCAGAACUUACGUGCCAUCGAUCUCUACGGCUGCACGAGGCUAACGUCGGGCGCGCUGGAAAGGAUCAACAAACUACCGAGACUGUCCAAAGUGAACCUUGGCUUGUGGCAUGUCCGGUGAUGCGCUGUAGCGCACUAAAUGCUUCAACCAGGAGCCCCAAAGGCCCGUGGCUAUCGCGAAUAGGGGAGUAGUUAGCGACCAAAGGGAGGACAACGAUAGAGCAAAUCAAAGGAUGACAUAAAUUCGCGUCAGUACCAUUCGGAGAAAUACUAGCAAUCAUAUUAGUAAAGCAUUUAAAACGCAGCCUUAGGUUAAUUAAAAUGUUACGAUCGUGCGUUCGUUUUUCGUUCCCUUUAUUCUGUAUGAUUGUUUUAUGUGACCUAAUGUUGUUUUGUUGGAGUUAUUUUUGUCAUUUUAUCAAAACAAACCAACCGUUGAAGCCAGCCGCUAGCUCUCUACUUUGUGUACAAGAAUAUGCGGUACACUUCAGAGGAGAGACAGCACGUCAUGUGUGUUGCGAUAAGGGCCAUAAGUUUGAAGGAAUAUUUGUUACGUUGAAGGCUUUAAAUGUAAAAUAAAACCCCUAGUACAGAUAAAACACACGAGCAGUACCAAAGGACUACUGUGUUCGUACAGUAGGAACAAUAGGAAGGACCGUUGGUGGUAUGCAGUCAAAUGUUCCUCCUGUCGCGGCUACCCCUUCCACCUGCCCGUAGCUUGACGCUAACUCAAAUAAUGAAAUGGUUCUGCUAUAACCAUGUAACAGCAACGCAGCCAAGAAGUAUUUACUAAACGCCAUCUUACGGUGAGGCAAUGUGGAAAAAACUCUUAUAGGCUAUUGUCGUGGGUGGCUCGGUGGUGAUGUAGAGAUGUAGUAAACUACCAAACGCCAUACGCAAAAUACGACUAACAGGUUAGUUUAACAUGUUAACCAUCGCAGCUAUGUAUGACCGGCUAAAGAAAGCUCACCUUCAAUCGGCAUCGUGAUAAGGAGCUUAAUGUAAGUCAGCUAAAGAGAUAUCGUAAAUUGCACUAAACCAGUCAACAGACGUUGCUGGUUUUAGUUUGUGUAUUAAGGAAAAAAGUUAUUAAGCAACAGUAUAGAACGGAAAGUAGUGUGUAAGAAUUGGCUAUAGCGAAAGAGAAAAAUAAACGAGAUGAAAUUGUAAAUACACACAGGUUGUAGCAACGCGGAGUUUCUAAACAGCAUAAGAAAAAUUAGGGCAAGAGCAACAGCAGUAGCAACAUACAAUGCAGUAAGACGGGAAAAUUAAUCCGACAUCCAGCGAUUUCUUCUCCAAAGCGUUAUCUCAUAGUUUGUAGAUAAAGUAUGUUUUAUGAUUACGUAAUACCGAAAAGACUCAUUUGCGAUGUGUUUUUGAUCAGAUUUGCAUCGAAAAGACAAGGAAAUACUGGAAUUAUUAAAACCAAAUACUGAAAUCAAACAGA